This is a messenger RNA of Clonostachys solani, 1446 nucleotides long. NCBI's taxonomy places the organism in Eukaryota, Fungi, Ascomycota, Sordariomycetes, Hypocreales, Bionectriaceae. The record is from the annotation of a GenBank genome assembly.
AUGCCACUUUCCAGCCUGGUCGCACGCGCGGUAUCGGGCUUCAAUGGCGGUGAUCCGAGCAAAUACCCUGGUGCAUUCCCUCCGCCACCUGGCGUCGUCCCAAACCUCAAGAAUCCGCCUGAUGCCGGUCGCGUUGGGGGGGUCUCAACUCUCGUUGUGUGUCUGGCCGUGUCAACUAUCCUGUUUGCGAUCCGAUUCUAUGUCAAGUUGCGCAUUACGCGGCGGUUCCUGCUGGAAGAUUUGAUCCGUUAUGGCUUGGGCCACCAUUCCUGGGAUAUACCAGUGGACGAGUAUUCCUCCAUGCUCGAGUGGCUAUAUAUUACAUCCAUCAUUUACGAGCCGGCCGCAUUCUUCACGAAGGUUACCCUUCUCCUCCUUCUCGCACGUGUCUUCGCCGUCAACACAAAGCUCGCCCGCGGAAUCUACUACUUCAUCCUCGCGCUUUUCAUCGCCUACAUCCCGAUACUGGGCCUCAAGAUCGGCCUAUGUGGCCCGCCAAGUGCCUUCUGGGAUCCAACCGUCCCAGGGGAAUGCUUGGAUCUUCGGAUCAUAUUAGUCGUCGACGUCGCAUUCGCCAUCGCCACCGAUUCGUUGAUCUUUUUCAUCCCGAUUCCGAGUACAUGGAAAAUGCGCAUCAAUUGGCGGAAGAAGAUCAAGAUGAUUCUCCUAUUGGGGGCAGGCGGCACUGCCGCCGCCGUCACGAUCUAUCGUCUGAUAAAGCUUAUACAAUAUCUCGAGUCGAAGGACGUUGCGUCGGACUUCAUGCUGCUAGAUAUCCUGACCAUACUCGAACUCACCAUCGGCCUUUCAUGCUCGUGUCUUCCUGCCCUCAACAUCCUCAUUGAGCACCACCGUCAUCCCGCCCUGAGCCGGAAUUCGUCCCGUACCGGCUUUCGAAGACCAAUCGGCGACGAAGACAAUCCGACCAAAAGACUGGCUUGGAACUGGCUGGGUACUACCUUAUCCAUGGAACCGAAAUGGCCACCGGCGACCUCUUCCGUAGGCUCAAGAACUAUCCCGCGGAGAGCGACCAAAGCCUCAGGGCAUACAAACUUUGACAUGGAACUCGCUAUUCUCUCCGGCCGCCAGAACCGGCCAGGAGAGCCGAGGGAAGAUGGAGAUGAGGCAGCCGAGACCCCUCCAGACACCUGGUUCUCUGGGCGGAGAAUGACGGCGUGCGACGGGCGGCGUGAAGGCUGGCUACACUCGUGCGCCCACGUCGACCAGGAAGGCGAGGAAGUGCAACAAGCCGCGGAAGACGGAGGCAGUGACGAAACAGGCGAGAGCAAACGGUCGCGGGACAUUUCCGCACGUCUUGCCGAAUUCAGCGGCAACCAGCCGUGGGGAGGUAUCUGGGAUGGCAGGAGCAACCAGGUGGGAUCUUCCACCCACGUAGGCUCAGGGAGCAGGCCACCAAUACCCUCGGGCAUUAUUCUGGGAUUAUGA